AUGGCGAAAAGCUCAACAACAAUGGCGUCCUUCAAACCAUUCUUCUUCUUCUUCUUCUUCAGUUCUCUUCUCUAUUUUUCCACUGCCCAAUCUCCGCCUCCACCACCACCUCCCCAAUCUCUAAUUAACGCCGCGGAGACUCUGUCGAACUCCGGCUAUAUUUCAAUGUCACUCACACUUGAGCUCAUUGCUGAUACAGUUAUCUCACGGGCUGCUAAAAAAUCACUUACUGGUUCUGCUCUCACCAUUUUCUCUCCACCCGAUUCGUCUUUCUCCGAUUUCGGUCAGCCUUCACUUUCUCAUAUCCUUCUACAUUUCUCCCCUGUUUCUAUUUCACUCUCUUCACUUCAAUCCCUUCCGUUCUCUUCCAAAAUCCCUUCGUUGUCACCUUCCAGUUCACUUUAUGUUACCAGUGUUGGUUCUGAUUCGCGAGUUUCUAUCAACAAUGUUGAAAUCGUUGGUUCGCCGAUUUAUGAUGAUGGGUAUGUAAUCGUUUUCGGAAUUGAAGAUUUCUUCACCCAGAAUUUCACUCAGCCGGAAACAAAUCGGAACCCGAAUUUCAAAUCGAGCCCUCAAUGUAUCAGGUUGGAUCCAUUUUCUCGGUUUUACGAGGUGUCGUUGAUGUUGAAAUCGAAGGGGUAUUUGAUUAUGUCUUCGUUUUUGGAGUUACAAUUGAUUGGGUUUUUGAAGAAUACGGAGCUGAAAUUGACAGUGUUUGCUCCGAUGGAUGACGCAGUUGUUGGGUUUUCCGGGGAUUUCCCUGUGUAUCAGCAGCUGUUUUUGAGGCAUUUGGUUCCUUGUGUACUGUACUGGACUGAUUUGAAUGAAAUGGUAAAUGGAACUGAGUUUAAGAACUAUGUUAAUGGGUUGAGUUUGACGAUAACGAAGGUGAAUGAUGUGAGCUUUGUUAAUGGAGUCGAAAUCACUUACCCGGAUUUGUAUUACAAUGAUUGGGUUGUUGUUCAUGGAUUACAGAGCUUGAUUCCAUUGCCUGAUGAGAUUGAUGGUGAAAUGCAUGAAGAUCCUGUUAAACCCGAGGUUGAUGUUUCUAUCGCCCCUGAUCGUAGUGAAUUCUGAGGUACC
Molecule: messenger RNA, 1083 nt
Organism: Solanum stenotomum
Lineage: Eukaryota; Viridiplantae; Streptophyta; Magnoliopsida; Solanales; Solanaceae
Product: putative fasciclin-like arabinogalactan protein 20
Exons: 1
Coding region: 1-1077 (358 amino acids)
Source: RefSeq, a predicted model, not a curated record